AUGCUGCUGUUCCUGUGGCUCCUCCUCGCCUUUGGCGAUGUCUUUGGGAUCACGACUGCUGGAUAUUACAGCGAGACCUGUUCCACUUUUGUGACUACCGUGUCGACUGCCUUAAAUAUCCCACUGGUUGUUAUCACCUCCUCUACCCCGGUGGCCACGGUCACAGUUACUGGCGAAAACACGGUGUCUCCUCUAGAGCUUGCCAAUGCUGACUCCUUCUCGAUAUCAUCAUCUGAGGUAAUUCAGUCCAUCACUGUGGAUGCUUAUCGCCUCGAAACCCUCGUCCAGUGUGGAGAGUCGCUUUCCACCCUGUCUGCGACAACUUUCUGGACCACAGUGUCCGAGUCAAUCAUGACAAGCAGCGAUGGCUCUUACAUCUCUGCCUCAGCUACACCCAGCUUGAGUAUCUCAACAUAUCCGUCCGAGGCUCCAAGUAUCUACUCCUCCAGCAGUGAAGCGCCUAUUUCCUUCAGCACAUACAAUGAGCCGAUGCGCAGCAUUUCAACUUAUGUACCCCAACCUUCCACCAUUGAAUCCUCGGUGGUAGAGUCGACGGCUACCUUCAGUACAUACUCUGAGCCUAGCAUCAGCACAUACCCUGAUUACAGCUUCAGCCUUUCAACCUACAUCACUCAAGGUCCAAUCACUUCUUCCCUGUCGGUCUCGUCGACUCUGGCCUUCAGUACUUAUUCUGAACCUAACUUUAGCAUAUCAACAUAUGCAUCUGAAACUCUGGUAUCAACGUCGUCGGCCAUUGAGACUACCAUUACCCUCAGCACGUACUCAGAGCCCAGCCUCAGCAUUUCUACUUAUGCGUCCGAAGUCCCAAUUCCUUCAUCCUCGGCGACUGAGUCGACUUUGAGCUUCAGCACAUACUCUCUUGAGCAUUUCCACUUAUAUCACUCAAGCUCCAACUGGAUCUACUCUCCCUUUCAGUACAUAUUCAGCGCCAAGUUUCAGCGUCUCAACGUACUCGACAGAAUCCCCGAUCGACUAUUCUUCGGAUACUUGGACUACUGCCACAUUCAGUACCUAUUCCGAACCGAGUACUAG
Molecule: messenger RNA, 1053 nt
Organism: Diaporthe amygdali
Lineage: Eukaryota; Fungi; Ascomycota; Sordariomycetes; Diaporthales; Diaporthaceae
Exons: 3
Coding region: 1-1053 (350 amino acids)
Source: RefSeq, a predicted model, not a curated record